GAUAGUAACAAUUGAAGUUUUCCAACACCCCUUGAACCAUUGUUUAUUAAUUACUUUAGGAAAUUAUCACAUUCUGUAUAUUAGCAUGGGGUUUUAUGCUGAAAUCCGUGUACGGUAUGGAAGGGAAAUGUCAUCGACCUUAAAAAUCAUGGUCAUCUAAUAACAUCAAGUUGGCAGCAUUGCGGAAUCGCAGAGUGUUCCUGUUGGAGUGUAAAAGGCUGGGUUUACAUCCCAAACACAUGACCAACAACUUCUGUCAAUUAUAUGGAUCUGUGACAGACGAGGUGUCGUCCAGACAAGCAGUGAACAUGGAGAACAAGAACAACAAGUACAAUAGACAAUUUGCAUUGACGAAACAGAAAAAUCUGGAUAAGGUGAGAGCUUUGACAGAUGCACAAUUGGGGAAAGUCAGAUCACAAGAAAGGUGGGUUAAAAAUUUAAGUGGAACAAAUGUCCCAGAUAGAGUUCUAAAAUUCUUGUCGCUGGGUCCUAAAUUCAGCAUUGACAUUCCUAUGAAAGAAAUCUCCAUUCCGAAACUUUUAUCUGAUGUUGAGAAUGUUAUCAACCUCAAUGACUCCUUAUCUCCUGAUGCCAAGAAAUAAAACGCGCCAUGGCCACCAACAUUAUAACUAAUAAUAUUAAACCUAAUAAAGUUGUCAGAAAUGUAGUACAGAGAGAAUUUUAUAAUUGUAAAAGAUAUCUCAAAGAACAUCCAGACACACAGGUAUUACAAUCAGACAAAGGAAACGUAACAGUUAUUAUGGACAAGUCACAAUACAUAGAACUAUCUAAUGGAAUUCUCAAUGAUCUUGACUAUUACAGAAGACUACCUAGAGACCCAACAACUACUAUACAAACUAAAGGUAACACAUUGAUUAAAAAAUUGGUAACAAGUGGUCAUAUUUCCCAAAUGCAAGGAAAAUCCUUGUACAGUUAUAACUCCAUUCCUGCAAGAUUUUAUGGACUACCUAAAGUCCAUAAACCUGUUCUCUC
Messenger RNA from Harmonia axyridis, 993 nucleotides. RefSeq lists its product as uncharacterized. The record is from RefSeq and is a predicted model, not a curated record. Bases 240 to 602 code for a protein of 120 amino acids. The transcript has 2 exons. NCBI's taxonomy places the organism in Eukaryota, Metazoa, Arthropoda, Insecta, Coleoptera, Coccinellidae.